UUUGAAAUCAGCUGACCGAAAACGAACAAAUCUAACAGAUAACAGCUGUUGUCAGCACACAUUUCGCAUGUGAAAAAUGUAAAUACAGUCUAACUCAACACUUUCCGAAAAUAAAAACAAAGAAGAAGUUUCACAAAUUUCAUCAACAAAUUAAUGAAUUUUAAGUUUUUUUUACGUUUAAUUAAAAAAAUGACUUUGGGUGAAAAUGGCUCAACAUUGGAUUACCGUAAUAAAGUAAUAAUGGCGCCCAUGGUGCGUGUUGGAACAUUACCCAUGCGUUUACUGGCGCUUGAGUUUGGAGCUGAUAUUGUUUAUACCGAAGAAUUAAUCGAUAUGAAGUUAAUGCGUAGCAAAAGACGUGUCAAUGCUGCCUUGGGCACCGUUGACUUCGUCGAUCGAAGUGACGGCACAAUUGUAUUUCGCACUUGCGCCAAAGAACGUAAUCAACUUAUACUACAAUUGGGAACCGCUGACGCUGAACGAGCAUUGAGUGUGGGAAAGUUAGUAGAGAAAGAUAUUGCUGGAUUAGACAUAAAUAUGGGUUGUCCUAAAGAAUUUUCCAUCAAGGGAGGAAUGGGCGUAGCAUUACUUGGACAGCCAGAUAAGGCAGAACAUAUUCUAACCACUUUAUGCAAAAAUUUAAGUAUACCAGUUACCUGCAAAAUUAGAAUAUUGCCUGAUUUGAAUGAAACUAUUAAACUGGUUCAGCGAUUUGCAUCUACGGGUAUAGCUGCUAUAGCGAUACAUGCUCGAACGCGUGAUGAACGGCCACAGCAUGCUCCACAUCCUGAUUUUAUACGUGAGAUAGCAAAAGCUGUAAAUAUACCAGUGAUAGCAAAUGGUGGCUCGAAAGACUUUCACAAAUACAAAGAUUUGCUCAGCUUUCGCGACUUGUGUGGUGCCACCAGUGUCAUGGUGGGCAGAGCUGCACAGUUAAACGUUUCAAUUUUCCGCACAGAAGGUAUGCUUCCAAUGGAUGAAAUAAUAGUGAGAUAUUUAAAAUUAAGUGUCGACUACGACAAUCCAGCACACAAUACCAAAUACUGCGUGCAAAACAUACUCAAAGAAUUGCAGGAAUCACCGCGUGGUAAACAAUUUUUACAAUGUCAAACUCUACAACAAAUGUGUGAAAUCUGGUCGCUUGGGGAUUAUUGUUAUCGGAAACAAUUGGAACAAAAAAAGCUGGGGAACUUUGGCAGGCGUGAAGUAGCACCGGGCGUAAUACCUGAUGACGACACUGUGGACGAGCCCGAAAUGAAGCGUCAAAAAAUGAAUGCACCUCCUCUAGAUGCCGAUAUUAUUCAACAUAAUAUUGCAUUUUUGCGUUCAAACUACAGCAACGAUACUCAGUUACCUAAGACCAGGCUUUACACAUAUGCCGGCCGCAAGAAUUUAGCAAUACCGCAAUACGAAACCCAAGGAAUAGAUAAACUUUUUCGGGCCAUUUGUACUUUCAAUGGGAAACGGUAUACGAGUUCAUUUUGGGAAAAAAAUAAGAAACAGGCCGAACAGGGUGCAGCACUUGUGUGUCUUCUAGAAAUUAGUGAAGUAACCGAGAAUGAAUUAAUAAAGAAUGGUAGCAUUUUAAGGUGAUAUUGAUUGGUCUGUUACGCAUUUGCUUCCUGUAAUUAUGUAUAUUAGCAAAAAUAAAAUAAUUUUCACAACCGU
Messenger RNA from Ceratitis capitata (Mediterranean fruit fly), 1668 nucleotides. It is a transcript of the gene Dus2, whose product is annotated as tRNA-dihydrouridine(20) synthase [NAD(P)+]-like. Gene Ontology annotation, molecular function: tRNA dihydrouridine synthase activity; tRNA binding. Gene Ontology annotation, biological process: tRNA dihydrouridine synthesis. Gene Ontology annotation, cellular component: cytoplasm. The transcript is spliced from 6 exons. The record is from RefSeq and is a predicted model, not a curated record. NCBI's taxonomy places the organism in Eukaryota, Metazoa, Arthropoda, Insecta, Diptera, Tephritidae. Bases 154 to 1593 code for a protein of 479 amino acids.